Molecule: messenger RNA, 1928 nt
Organism: Urocitellus parryii (Arctic ground squirrel)
Lineage: Eukaryota; Metazoa; Chordata; Mammalia; Rodentia; Sciuridae
Product: complement factor D
Biological process (GO): proteolysis
Molecular function (GO): serine-type endopeptidase activity
Source: RefSeq, a predicted model, not a curated record
CCCAGCUGUCCCAGGCUCAGUUGAAGUUCCCAGUGCACGGGCAGGUCACACUGUACCCCCAUGUCUGCACCAGCCUGUCUCCAGAGAACAGGCAGGGGGCAGCGUCCACACCCCAGUCUCUGCCCAGAGGUUGACCACCAUCCUGCCCCAGAGGGCACAGCUCAGGGUCCUCUCUCCACCCUGCCCUAGAGGGCACAGCUCAGGGUCCUCUCUCCACCCUGCUCCAGAGGGCACAGCUCAGGGUCCUCUCUCCACCCUGCUCCAGAGGGCACAGCUCAGGGCCUGCUCAGCAGAACAUGCCCACAGAGAGUAGCUGGGGAGUGAGCACGUGAUCCAUGCUCACUCAACCAGAGGCAGCCCUGAGACUUUGGCUGUCCUGAUGAUUUAGAAGGGCCCAGGGAGCUGCURGAGCAAGUCUGGGGACCCUGGGACCACAACAGGGGAGUCUGGUGAGGAGAAAAGACAUCAAAGAGAGGAGAAGCCAGAAGCAGACACCUGAUGUUGGUCAGGCACCUGGAUCAAGUCACACCUGAAGGCAGACCAUGAAUUUUCCAUUUACUCUUCUUAAUGAAAGCUGUGCCCAGUUUGACUUGGUUUUUCUGUCACUCAUACCCAAUGGUCUUUUCAUCUGCUUCGUAUGUGCCACCUUUCUAAUAGUCCACUUGUUGGGGUUUUAGGCCCCAAGGCCACAGGGAUGGGGACAGGACUGCUGGGUGACCUCCACCCCCAACACCUGACCUUCUCUCCAAGUUGAAGGAGGAAGAAAGGGGAGGGUUGGACAGAUGAAGUGGGUUGUUUACAAACCACAGCCUCCGGGUGCUAUUGUGAAAUCUGGGGCUGGAAGGACACGGGUCAGGAGUUGAAGGGACAGGGGUUCAGGGGACAGGGGCUGAGGGUCCAUCCCCUCCUCUCCUUCUCCCGCCCACCCUAGGGGCCAGCCCCCUGCAGAGUCAGCAAAGCUGUGUGCUCUGGGUCUGGGGAGAGCGAGUUCCCCUUUCCCUGCUGGCCAAAGCCCAGCUGGCAGAUGGUCAGCUCCGCCCCUCCGCCCUCAUAAAAGGGCCCAGAGGCCCCUGCCUGGUCAGUGUUCAGGCCACCGUGGUGUCAUCAUGCCAGGCUCUACGUGCCUGGCGUCUCUGGUCCUCUUGGGGGCCGCAGUGUGUGCGGCCCAGCCUCGCGGUCGGAUCCUGGGCGGCCGGGAAGCCGAGGCGCAUGCGCGGCCCUACCUGGCGUCGGUGCAAGUGGACGGCAAACACCGGUGCGGCGGCGUCUUGGUCACCGAGCAGUGGGUGCUGAGCGCUGCGCACUGCCUGGACGACGCGGCCGAAGGGAAGGUGCAGGUGCUCCUAGGUGCGCACUCCCUAUCACAGCCCGAACCCUCCAAGCGCCGGUACGACGUGCGCCAAGCGGUGCCCCACCCGGACAGCAGGCCGGACACCAUCGACCACGACCUCCUCCUGCUGCAGCUGUCGGAGAAGGCGGCACUAGGCCCGGCCGUACAGCCUCUCGCCCUGCAGCGCGAGGACCGCGACGUGGCGCCCGGCACACUCUGCGACGUGGCCGGCUGGGGCGUGGUCAGCCACGCUGGCCGCCGGCCUGACCGCCUGCAGCACGUGCUCUUGCCGGUGCUGGACCGCGCUACCUGCAACCUGCGAACGUACCACGACGGCGCCAUCACCCCGCGAAUGAUGUGCGCGGAGAGCAACCGCCGCGACAGCUGCAGGGGCGACUCCGGAGGUCCGCUGGUGUGCCGGGGAGUGGUCGAGGGUGUGGUCACCUCGGGAGCGCGCGUGUGCGGCAACCGCAAGAAGCCGGGCAUCUACACCCGCGUGGCGAGCUACACGGCCUGGAUCGACGGCGUGCUGGCAGAGGGCGCGGAGGCCUGAGCGGGCCCUACGGCGCGGGGCACGAGGAGAGGGUAAUAAAGAAGU